AUGUCCGACAAACCCGUACCCUGCGACUUAAUGCGCCCCUCUGACUCUCCCCCCGUGGACACCGCCAUCAAAGCCAGCGAUCAGCCGAUUUUUAGCGUUUUAAGCAGCGGCGGUGUGAAGAUGAAGGAGGCCCGUGUUCUCGCAGGACUAGACUGUACCGGCGGUGACGGUGGCUCUGCCCUGACCACAGACUCCGAGUCCGGGAUCUUCUCCGGGGAAUGCGAGCUCUGCGAGGACCACGAAGCGGAACUGGACUGGUUCUGUGACACGGAACAGAAGCUGGUCUGUUCCCACUGCGCCACCGUGGGCCCAUGUCGAGCGCAUGCACUCAUACCGCUGUCCGCGAGGGUCUCCUCACUCAGGAACCAUCUGGUGGAUGUGUGUGAGAAGAUCCAGUUGCAGGCUCUGAGGGUCGAGCGCUUCAUCCAGCACACGCUCACCGACAAAGAACAAAAGCUGCAGGCCGCGGCAAGCCGGGCGCGGGAGCAGGUGCUGUCCCGGGUCAGUGCAGCUCGGGAGGCUCUGGAGGAGGAGGAGCAGCGCCUCCUGGAGGCCGUGCAGCGCGAGGAGGAGCGUGUGGAGCAGUGUCUCCUCACGCAGCAGGUCCACUGGAAACAGGCCCUAACCAGUCUGAACCAGACCAGAGCGGGCCUGGUGCACACGCUCACGCACACGCCAGACACGCAGCUCGCGAUUUCUGCUCAAGACAUUUCAGAGAGGGUGGAGGGGGCAGAGGGAGUGGGAGAACCCUGUGACACAGAGCAGCUCGAGAUGAAGAGCAGCUGCAGCGACAGCGCGAUGCUCACUGCUUUGUGGGCCACGGCUGUGCUGCUCGGACCAAACGCCGACAGAACCUCCUCGUUCCAGUUUGAUGCCCGCACCGUGAGUCCGCUCCUGUCUCUGUCCGAGGACCUCUUCACUCUCACCUUCACCAACAGAAAGUCCCGUGAGCCGUGUCCCUAUGACCCGGCUCGCUUCGACAGCUGGCCCAACGCUCUGGGGUCGCGGCCCCUGUCCUCCGGGACCCACCGCUGGGUCCUGGACGUGGGUCAGAGCGCCGCCUUCAAGGUCGGAGUCUGCCACGCCACGUUGGAGCGAAAGGGCUCCGGGGACGAGGCUCGGCUGGGUCACAACCUGCGGUCCUGGGUCCUGUCCAACUACGACGGGGAGUACUCGUUCUGGCACGGCGGAAGGAAGGUGCCGCUCCACGUGGUCAGGAGGCCGCGGCGGGUCGGCGUGCUGCUGGACUGGCCCACGCAGACUCUGCUGUUCUACGAGCCCGAGUCAAACGUGGUCUUGUACUCGCUGACGGACAGUUUCUCGGCUCCUCUUCUGCCAGCGUGCGCGGUGACGGACCGGAGCAUCACCAUCGUGCACUGA
Molecule: messenger RNA, 1380 nt
Organism: Knipowitschia caucasica
Lineage: Eukaryota; Metazoa; Chordata; Actinopteri; Gobiiformes; Gobiidae
Source: the annotation of a GenBank genome assembly